AUGGCACAGCUGCCCCAAAACCUGACUCCCAAACGCCUCAUUCAGAUUCUCAAAUCGGAAAAGAAUCUCAGCUCCGCCCUCAGCUUGUUCUACUCUUCCGGAGGCCACCCCAAUUACAACCACUCCCCGGCAGUCUUUGACCACAUCCUCCGCCGCCUCUCCGCCUCCGGCGACCUUAAACUCAUCCCCGACGUCACCCGCAUUGUCGAACUCAUCCGAGCCCAGAAAUGCCCCUGUACGGAGAGCACGGCUUUAGCAGUCUUGAAAAUUUACUCUCGGGUUUCCAUGGCGGAGAGAGCCAUGGAGAUUUUCCAGAAAAUGAAGGAGAUUUUCGGGUGCGAACCCGGGGUAAGGUCUUAUAAUUGUCUUCUGAACGCGUUUGUGGUCUCGAAUCAGCUGAGUAAGGCCGAGCUUUUCUUCAGGCAUUUCCGGACUAUGGGCGUGUCUCCGAAUCUCGAGACGUUUAAUAUAUUGAUCAGGGUCGCGUGUCGUAAGAGGGAUUUCGACAGCGCGCGUGAGCUGGUGGAUGGUAUUUGGGGACAGGGAUUGGCUCCGGAUGUUUAUAGUUAUGGCACUCUGAUAAAUGGGCUGGCGAAAGUUGGAAAAUUGAAGGAAGCCGUGAAGGUGUUUGAUGAUAUGCUGGAGAGACGCGUGAGGCCAGAUGUUACGUGUUAUAACAUUUUAAUCGAUGGGUUUUUCAAGAAAGAUGAUUAUAAGGCGGCCUAUGGGAUUUGGAGGAGGUUGAUAGAGGAUUCGUGGGUUUAUCCGAGCGUUGUCACGUACAAUGUUUUCAUCAGUGGCCUGUGCAGGUGCGGAAGGUUUAGUGAGGCCCUGGAAUUUCGGGACCGGAUGAGGAAGAACGAGCAGAAAAUGGAUUUGUUCACGUACAGUGCUUUGAUUCAUGGGUUAUGCUGCUCAGGGGAUAUUGAAGGGGCGGAGAGGAUUUUGAAGGAGAUGGAUGAAUCUAAUGUGUCACCUGAUACUGCUGUGUAUAAUGCUAUGUUGUAUGGUUAUUUCAAGGAUGGGAGAACUAAUAACUGUUUUGAGCUGUGGGAACAGAUGGGAAGGAAGGGUAGUCGAAAUAUCAGUAGUUUUAAUAUAAUGAUGAAAGGGCUUCUCGAUAAUGGUAGGGUUGAUGAAGUAAUUUCCAUCUGGGAGCUUAUGAAGGAGAAAGGUUUUGCUGCUGACUCCACAACUUAUGGAAUUUUAGUUGAUGGGUUUUGUAAAAAUGGACAUUUUGACAUGAGUUUACAUGUAUUAGAGAAUGCUGAGGGGAAAGGUGUUUUCGAUGCUUAUGUAUAUUCAUCAAUAAUUAAUGGGCUGUGUAAAGAAGCAAAGUUGGAUGAGGCACUUUCUGUGCUGAAUGGUAUGGCUAAAAAUGGGUGUAAGCCAAAUGCUCCUGUUUAUAAUGCUUUAAUCAAUGGCUUUGUAGGUGCUUCUAGAUUUGAGGAUGCAUUUAGGACUUUUCGUGAAAUGCAAAGUAUGCAUUGUUCCCCUUCCAUCGUGACCUACAAUACUCUGAUUAAUGGAUUGUGCAAAAAUGAAAGGUUUGCUGAAGCCUAUGACCUUGUGAAGGAAAUGCUUGAGAAAGGAUUGAAGCCAGACUUAGUUACUUAUAGUGUGUUGAUAAAAGGUCUCUUCUUGGGUCAUAAAGUACACUUGGCUCUUAACUUGUGGAAUGAGGUAAUCAGCAAAGGCAUCAAACCUGAUGUUUGGAUGCAUAACAUAAUGAUUCACGGUUUGUGUUCUUUUGGCAAAACUCGAUUUGCUCUGUCCCUAUAUUUGGACAUGAAUCGCUGGGACUGUGCUCCGUGUCUUGUUACCCACAAUACCCUUAUGGAAGGAUUUUACAAAGAUAAUGACUUGCAGAAUGCAUUGGUGAUUUGGGCUCGGAUACUAAGAUUUGGGAUACAGCCGGAUAUUGUUUCCUAUAAUAUUACUCUUAAAGGUCUUUGUUCUUGCAAUAGAAUAUCGGACGCAGUUGUGUUCUUACAGAAUGCCUUGACGAAUAAAAUUGUCCCAACUAGAGUUACGUGGAAUAUACUCGUGAGAGCUGUUAUUCAGGUGGGAGGGCCAAAAUGA
Molecule: messenger RNA, 2082 nt
Organism: Striga hermonthica
Lineage: Eukaryota; Viridiplantae; Streptophyta; Magnoliopsida; Lamiales; Orobanchaceae
Source: the annotation of a GenBank genome assembly